Messenger RNA from Marmota monax (woodchuck), 2676 nucleotides. It is a transcript of the gene Tcirg1, whose product is annotated as T cell immune regulator 1, ATPase H+ transporting V0 subunit a3. Bases 90 to 2597 code for a protein of 835 amino acids. The record is from RefSeq and is a predicted model, not a curated record. Gene Ontology annotation, cellular component: vacuolar proton-transporting V-type ATPase complex; vacuolar proton-transporting V-type ATPase, V0 domain; plasma membrane. The transcript has 20 exons. Lineage: Eukaryota; Metazoa; Chordata; Mammalia; Rodentia; Sciuridae. Gene Ontology annotation, biological process: proton transmembrane transport; vacuolar acidification. Gene Ontology annotation, molecular function: proton-transporting ATPase activity, rotational mechanism; ATPase binding.
GCCCCGCCCCUGGGCCCUAGCGAGCCGCGCGCGCCGCGGCAGGGUGCACAGCCCCUGCAGAGAGCCAAGCGGCGCGGCGCGCAGGCACCAUGGGCUCCAUGUUCCGGAGUGAGGAGGUGGUCCUGGUCCAGCUCUUCCUGCCCACAGCUGCUGCAUACACCUGUGUGAGCCAGCUGGGCGAGCUGGGGCUCGUGGAGUUCAGAGACCUCAAUGAGUCGGUGAGUGCCUUCCAGAGACGCUUCACAGUGGACAUUCGGCGCUGCGAGGAGCUGGAGAAGACCUUCACCUUUCUAGAGGAGCAGGUGCGGCGGGCUGGCCUGGCACUGCCCCCUCCCGAAGGGAGGCUGCCAGCGCCCCCGCCACGCGACCUACUGCGCAUCCAGGAAGAGACAGAGCGCCUGGCCCAGGAGCUGCGGGAUGUGCACGGCAACCACCAGGCCCUGCGGACCCAGCUGCACCAGCUGCAGCUCCACUCGGCCGUGCUGCAGCAGAACCACGGCCCUCCGCCGGCCGCUGCCCACACCGAUGGGCCCUCUUCAGAGAGAACUCCCCUGCUCCCGCCUCGCCAGGGACCGCACCAGGACCUGAGGGUCAACUUUGUGGCAGGUGCCGUGGAGCCCCGCAAGGCUGCGGCCCUGGAGCGCCUGCUGUGGAGGGCCUGCCGCGGCUUCCUCAUCGCCAGCUUCCGAGAGGCCGAGAGGCAGCUGGAGGACCCGCUGACGGGUGAGCCUGUGACCUGGAUGACCUUCCUCAUCUCCUACUGGGGUGAGCAGAUUGGACAGAAGAUCCGAAAGAUUACGGACUGCUUCCACUGCCACAUCUUCCCAUUCCUGGAGGAAGAGGCGGCCCGGCAUGGGACCCUGCAGCAGCUGCAGCAGCAGAGCCAGGAGCUGCAGGAGGUCCUCCGGGAGACAGAAGGGUUCCUGAGCCAGGUGCUGGGCCAGGUGCAGCAGCUGCUGCCACGGGGGCAGGUGCAGGUCCGCAAGAUGAAGGCGGUGUACCUGGCCCUCAACCAGUGCAGCGUGAGCAGCACGCACAAGUGCCUCGUCGCGGAGGCCUGGUGUGCCACGCAGGACCUGCCCGCCCUGCAGCAGGCGCUGCGGGAGAGCUCGAGCGAGGCAGGGGUGAGUGCCGUGGCUCACCGCAUCGCCUGUAGGGACAUGCCCCCGACCCUCAUCCGCACCAACCGCUUCACGGCCAGCUUCCAGAGCAUCGUGGAUGCCUACGGCGUGGGCUGCUACCAGGAGGUCAACCCUGCUCCUUACACCAUCAUCACCUUCCCCUUCCUCUUCGCCGUGAUGUUUGGCGACGUGGGCCACGGGCUGCUCGUGUUCCUCUUUGCCCUGGCCAUGGUGCUUGCUGAGAACCGGCCCGCCGUGAGGACUGCGCAGAAUGAGAUCUGGCAGACCUUCUUUGGGGGCCGCUACCUGCUCCUGCUCAUGGGCUUGUUCUCCAUCUACACCGGCUUCAUCUACAACGAGUGCUUCAGCCGCGCCACUACCAUCUUCCCCUCGGGCUGGAGCGUGGCUGCCAUGGCCAACCAGUCAGGCUGGAGUGACGCGUUCCUGUCCCAGCACCCACUGCUCACCCUGGACCCCAAUGUCACUGGUGUCUUCCUGGGACCCUACCCCUUUGGCAUCGACCCGGUCUGGAGCCUGGCCACCAACCACCUGAGCUUCCUCAACUCCUUCAAGAUGAAGAUGUCUGUCAUCCUGGGGGUGACCCACAUGGCCUUUGGGGUGCUCCUUGGAGUCUUCAACCACGUGCACUUCCGCCAAGGGUACCGGCUGCUGCUGGAGACCCUGCCUGAGCUCAUCUUCCUGCUGGGCCUCUUUGGCUACCUUGUCUUCCUGGUCGUCUACAAGUGGCUGUGUGUGACCGUCACGCAUGCUGCCUCUGCCCCCAGCAUCCUCAUCCACUUUAUCAACAUGUUCCUCUUCUCCAGCAGCCCCACCAACCAGCCGCUCUACUCUGGGCAGGAAGUGGUGCAGCACGCAUUGGUGGUCCUGGCCUUGGCUAUGGUGCCUGUCCUGCUGCUGGGCACACCCUUGUACCUGCUGCACCGGUGGCAGCGAAGCCGCCACUCACCGAGGCCAGCUGUGGGCCAACAGGACAAGAAUGAGGACAAGGCCGGGUGCAUGGACUCCCCCGAUGCUUGCGAGAAGGGCUGGAGCUCUGACGAGGAGAAGGCGAGGUGCCCAGGGGGUGAAGAGGAGGCCGAGUUUGCUGCCUCCGAGGUCCUGAUGCACCAGGCCAUCCACACCAUCGAGUUCUGUCUGGGCUGCAUCUCCAACACGGCCUCCUACCUCCGCCUCUGGGCCCUGAGCCUGGCCCACGCCCAGCUGUCCGAGGUGCUGUGGGCCAUGGUGAUGCGCGUGGGCCUGCGCAUGUGCGGGGAGGUGGGCGUGGUGUCUGUGGCGCUGGUCCCGGUCUUCGCCACCUUCGCAGUGAUGACCGUAGCCAUCCUGCUGGUAAUGGAAGGGCUGUCUGCCUUUCUGCACGCCCUGCGGCUGCACUGGGUGGAGUUCCAGAACAAGUUCUACGCUGGCACAGGCUACAAGCUGAGCCCCUUCACCUUCGCCAUCCAGGAUGAAUAGUGCCCCCCGCGGGCCAUGCCCUCCUCCUUACCUUCCUGAGGCAGAAAAGGAAUAAAGAGCCCCAGGCCCAGGAACCGCA